GAGACGCACCAGUUCAGAUCCAGUCGCCGCCAUGGGAGGGAGGCUAUUCUUAUUAGCAGUAUUAGUCGCACUCACUCAUGGAGCGGCAGUAGAUAUCACAGUGCUUGAUGUCCCGGGAAUCAAACUCCGACUAGAAAACAACCCAUUCGGGGGACUUAAUUUUGUUUUAACACGAAAAGGCAUAACCGAAGUUAUAUCAGUAAUCGGUCGUCGCACCGGCGCCAUAAAAGAUGUUGUUCAAGACGAAGAUGUCGUCAUACAAUUCGCUAAUGACACAACAGUGAGGAUCGCUACAGAGGAGAUUGUUGGAGAGAGGAGAGGCCAAGUAGUCACGCUGACGUGGGAGGCGCCUAAAGGACAACGCCUGGAAGACUGCGUCAACUUAGGCUCCAAGCACUGGUACGGCGGACCGCAGCAGAAGCGGCAGUACUGGCCAAUUGAGCGACUCGUCCUUCCAAACUACUCAUACGUCACCAAAGAAGCAGAUAACUGUGGAGUCGCUGAACCUUACUGGCUAAACUCCGAUGGUGUCUUCUAUUAUUUCGACAAAAAAGUACCCUUAUUCGUCGACCAAAACGACCUAGAAAAGAAUGCAGCGUGCUUCAUAGCACAAAUAAAAGCACCGUAUACGAACAAAAGGGAACGCAACGAUUUAAUAUACGCAAUUGGAAUUUUCGAAGACGUACGGAAAGCACACGAAUAUGCUGUCGAUAAAUACUUGAACAAAACCAGCGGUAUACCUGAUGAGAGGAUGAUUACGCAUCCAAUUUGGUCUACUUGGGCAAGGUAUAAGAGAGAUGUCAGUCAUGACGUAGUGUUAAAAUUCGCUGACGAAAUCAAGGCUAAUGGUUUCUCCAACAGUCAGCUAGAGAUUGAUGACCUCUGGGAGACUUGUUAUGGAUCUCAAACAGUAGACAAGACGAGGUUUCCGAAUAUGAACCAUACUGUGGCCAGCUUGAAAAAGAAAGGAUUUAGAGUUACUAUUUGGACACAUCCUUUCAUUAACAAGAACUGCGAGCCUUAUUAUACCCAAGCUUUGGACAAAGGAUACCUGGUGUCUUCAGAAUAUGGUUCCGUAGAAACGAGCUGGUGGAAUGACAACGAGACGACGACAGCAUACAUCGACUUCACUAAGCCUGAAGCGCGGAACUGGUACAUUGACCGGUUGAAGAGUUUACAGGAAGCCACUGGGAUUGACAGCUUCAAGUUUGACGGUGGGGAGUCUAGUUGGUCUCCUCAGAUACCAGUACUACAAAGAGAUGUAAGAGAUCAGCCAGGAGUCAUCACAGCCGACUACGUACGGGCAGUGUCGCAGUUCGGACCAAUGGUGGAAGUUAGAACGGGAUACAGGACCCAGGACCUGCCAAUCUUCGUGCGUAUGAUCGACAAAGACACCUACUGGACCUUCGAAAAUGGCCUUCCGACUCUCAUCACAACUCUGCUGCAGAUGAAUAUGAACGGCUAUGGCCUGGUGUUGCCAGAUAUGAUAGGAGGAAACGGAUAUAUUGAGCCGCCCACCAAGGAGUUGUUCAUCAGGUGGCUCCAAGCUAAUGUAUUUAUGCCUAGCAUGCAGUUCUCAUAUGUGCCUUGGGAGUUCGAUAAUGAGACCAUCACCAUAAGCAAGAAGUUCGUGGACCUCCACGCCAAAUACGCGCCAAAAAUAAUAGCCGCGUGUCGCAAGUCAAUGGAAACGGGCGCGCCCGUCAACCCUCCUAUAUGGUGGGUCGCACCGAACGAUACCACAGCGCAUGAUAUUUGGGACCAAUACCUGCUAGGCGACUCAAUCCUAGUAGCUCCCGUAGUGGAAAGGGGCGCAAGAUCCCGUGACGUAUACCUUCCGAUCGGGACGUGGCUCGCUGAAGGAGACCCCGACAGGAAACACAAGGGUGGAGACUGGAUAAGAGACUACCCCGCUAAACUAGACGAGCUACCGUACUUCGUUAGGAUCUAGAUUGAUUUUGUUAAAAAAAAAGAAAAUUAAUAAGCCAUUAUGAUGCGAAACUUCGUAUGUAAAUAUUGCUAUGCUGGAAAGCACGAAUUUUUACCUGGCGCAUUUGUGGCUUAUAGAUGAAUAAUAGGCAAAAUCCGAAUUUUUAUUACAAAUUUUUAUUUUAUUAGCUGCUUUUAUAUAAAUUCCAAUACCUUACUGCUUGAUGAUGAGAAAUUGUCAAAUAUUGCAUUGGUUUCAGUUUUUAACGAUUCCAAACAUUGCUUAAAAUAUUAUGUAUAAGUGUAGAUAUAGAUUUAUGCAAAGACAAAUUUAUUUAAACAAUAUUUAGAGUAAUAAGUAAUUUAUAAAAAUGGAAGAUUGUGUGCUUAUAAAUAAACGUAU
Amyelois transitella is the source of this 2332-nucleotide messenger RNA. Its product is annotated as myogenesis-regulating glycosidase. The transcript has 9 exons. Gene Ontology annotation, biological process: carbohydrate metabolic process. The coding region runs from base 32 to 1951 and encodes 639 amino acids. Lineage: Eukaryota; Metazoa; Arthropoda; Insecta; Lepidoptera; Pyralidae. The record is from RefSeq and is a predicted model, not a curated record. Gene Ontology annotation, molecular function: hydrolase activity, hydrolyzing O-glycosyl compounds.